Molecule: messenger RNA, 889 nt
Organism: Argiope bruennichi
Lineage: Eukaryota; Metazoa; Arthropoda; Arachnida; Araneae; Araneidae
Exons: 6
Coding region: 15-503 (162 amino acids)
Source: RefSeq, a predicted model, not a curated record
AAAUCAGGGACAAGAUGAAAAACAAGUUGAGUGUUGCGAUUUUGUGCUUUUUAAGUUUGUUCGCUAUCAUUCAGGGUUUGAUAAUAAAGCCAGAAGACUUGGACGAUUAUUAUGAGUGCUGGACAUACGCAAAAUGUUUUUCAGAUGGACCACCUGCUGAAAACAUGGAAAACUGCGUCAAGAUUAUGAAACCCGAGGAAUAUGAAGCAACCUACAAAUACGUUGCAGAUAAUUACUACGACUACAAAAGUGAUGACAUAGGUGGUGGCGUAAGAGAAUACUGUAAUCUAGAUGAUUCCACAAGGCGGGAUGCAUAUAACAAAUCAUUGAACGGUAUGAUAGCUUAUCAGAAAAAAGUCUGUGCUGAGCCAGACAAGGCAGGAGCUUGUGAUAGAAUUACAAAAUCAAUUGACUGCCUUUUCCUAUAUUUGGGUCAAUUGAAACAACAGGACCAAUGCAAAACUAGCGGGUCUAUCGGAAAAUUGCCAUUCAAUAAUGCUUAAAAAAGUCCACCUUGUUUUCAUGUAACAAAUAAUUAUUUUCAUAUAAACUGCCUUUCAUUCCACUGAAAUCCUUAGGGUUUAUGUAAGAAUUGAAAUAUUUGAAUAAAUUAAUAUUUAAUUUGAAUAUAAAAAAAAUACAAAUUUAGUCUUCAUUUUUAUUUUACUUGACAAAUUUACUUUUUUAUUUUAUAUUAUAGAAAUGCUUUUCUUGCAGUGCUGUACUUAUGAACAAAACGUUACUUGAAAAUAUGUACCAAGAAAUAAAAUGCUACUUUCAGAUAUUGCAACUUAUUGGUUAAAAUGUUUUUGUAGUUUUGUCAUAUCAAAUAUCUUUUCUCAAGAGCUCCGAAGUGUUCCUUUGUACCUGCGAUUAUUUUUGAAAUUAU